AACGGAAGUCAGUGUUUCGCAGUCCAGAGAUCUUGCAGCUGGUCGCUCCAGCUUCCUGGCACUUGUCUCUCCUUACCCGCCGAGCUUUCGGAAGGGUGGUCGGAAUGCCGCUCGGCGGCUUUCUACGAGGAGCUUAACCCGCCUCGCCUGCCGCCCGGAUGGGACCGCCGGAGUGCUUCUCCAGUGAAGACUGAACUGCCGAGGGAUUUGGGAAAAGACCAGCUGAAGUCCCCAUUCCAUGGAUCCCUUGGGGGCACCUUCCCAGUUUGUGGAUGUGGAUACACUGCCAAGCUGGGGAGACUCCUGCGAAGAUGAAUUAAGCGCUUCUGACACUGCAGCCGACACAGACACUAUUCGAUCGCCUUUUCUGUACAACAGGAACAUCAACGGGAAAGUGGUCCUUUGGAAAGGAGACGUGGCGUUGCUGAACUGCACAGCCAUUGUGAACACCAGCAAUGAAAACCUUACAGAUAAGAAUCCUGUGUCAGAAAGCAUCUUCAUGCUUGCAGGGCCUGAUUUGAAGGAGGAACUCCAGAAACUUAAAGGUUGCCGGACAGGUGAAGCCAAAUUGACGAAAGGAUUUCACUUGGCCGCCCGGUUCAUCAUUCACACGGUGGGGCCCAAGUACAAGAGCCGCUACCGCACCGCAGCGGAGAGUUCCCUGUACAGCUGCUACAGGAACGUCCUGCAGCUGGCAAAAGAGCAGUCGAUGUCUUCUGUUGGGUUCUGUGUCGUCAACUCCGCCAAACGAGGUUAUCCUUUAGAGGACGCGACGCACAUAGCACUUCGCACUGUGAGGAGAUUCCUAGAGAUUCAUGGGGAGACUAUUGAAAAAGUAGUAUUUGCUGUCUCUGAACUGGAAGAGGCCACUUACCAAAAGCUGCUACCUCUGUACUUCCCAAGGUCGUUGAAGGAGGAGAGGCGGUCACUGCUGUACCUACCUGCAGAUAUCGGGAACGCGGAAGGGGAGCUGGUGCCUGAGCGGCAGAUUCGGAUCAGUGAGAAGCCCGGGGCCCCGGAGGACGACCAAGAGGAGGAGGAUGAAGGCUUGGGAGUGGAUCUCUCCUUCAUUGGCUCUCACGCUUUCGCGCGAAUGGAAGGAGAUAUCGAUAAGCAAAGAAGACUGAUCCUCCAGGGACAGCUGUCGGAGGCAGCCCUGCAGAAACAGCAUCAGAGAAAUUACAAUCGCUGGUUAUGCCAAGCAAGGUCUGAGGACCUGUCUGAUAUUGCGUCUCUGAAAGCCUUAUACCAAACAGGUGUCGACAACUGCGGGCGCACGGUGAUGGUGGUGGUUGGGAGAAACAUCCCGGUGACACUGAUAGAUAUGGACAAGGCUCUCUUAUAUUUCAUCCAUGUGAUGGAUCACAUUGUUGUGAAGGAAUACGUGUUAGUGUAUUUCCACACGCUGACCAGCGAGUACAAUCACCUGGACUCCGACUUCCUGAAGAAGCUCUGUGAUGUCGUUGAUGUCAAGUACAAGAGGAAUUUGAAGGCUGUUUAUUUUGUUCACCCGACAUUUCGUUCAAAGGUAUCGACAUGGUUUUUUACCACCUUUUCUGUCUCAGGACUGAAGGACAAAAUCCACCACGUGGACAGCCUCCACCAGCUGUUUUCUGCCAUCUCACCUGAACAAAUUGACUUUCCUCCUUUUGUCCUUGAAUACGAUGCCAGGGAAAACGGGCCUUACUAUACGUCGUAUCCCCCAUCACCGGAUUUGUGACCGGCCACCUCUCAGUGCUGCUGGUUCCCGAGGACAUCACUGUCUCCCGGACCUCUGCCUGCUGAAGUGAUGCUCAUUUCUGCUGGACACGCCCAGAGAGCCUUUUGUCCCCACCUCUCUGGUAUUUUUUUAUUGACCGUAUAUUUUCUGGCACACAAGCAAUCUGAAGACGGUAGACCAUUCUGAAUUGCACACUUAUUUUCAAUUUGUAUAUUUGUAUCAAAUGAAGACGCUCAUUUUUAGAUGGUGGUUAAUAGAGAUUGGGGGGCAGCUUUUGAGUCUCUCCGGUUUCCUGUGAGGACCCUGGGUUCCCCGUUAGACACACCACCAGUCCUGUUCCUGUCGUCUCUCGCCGCUGCACGCUGCCCCUGUGCACUUAAGUCUGUCUCCAAAUACAUAGAACCCGUGAACACCGACUGGGUGCAUUGUCGCUUCCGAUCCUGGCGUCGUGUUUCAUACAGGUAAUGUGGCUGUGAUCAGAGAGCAGUGUCGGGGACCAAGGAUGUGGAAAUGUAUCUUAUCAGAGGCAUCAAAAUCAUGAGCAAAAUAUAGGUCUUAGAAUUUCACUGUACCAUUAAGACAGAGUUUUAAGAACUGAAGUUCCUUGGAGCAUAUGAUUGUCAAGAUUAUUCUGGUCUCAGCAGUGGGAGAAACAGGAAGACAGUGGGCAUCUCCAGCCUCUUGGCUGCACUCGUGGGGGAUGUGCUCUCCUCACUCGAAAGGACUGUGUGUGUGAGCGCUCCGAGUGUGGGCAUCUCCUGCCACUCGAUCGGGGGGCCUCUGGCGAGUGAACCCCCCGCCCCCGGAGCCCUGGACGGCCCUGUUGGGCUGCAGAGCCGCCCCCUUGACGGACGCGUCCUGCUUGCCUGCGCCAGUGUGAAGAACAUGCUAGACCCCUUGUGUCCUUCGGGCUCUGUUUGUGCCUCGGCUGGUGUGCAAAUAAAACUUAGGAUCACGCCCCUGCCUCACCGAAGUGCCAGGAGGAUAGUGUUUAGAAAGGGCGUGCAGUGUCUGGGUGAGGAGGCCGGGGAGUUUCUGCAGUGGGCUGUCUCCGGUCAGCCUUCUCCGUGAUAGCAGCUGUGCCUGAGGGAGUGCUCCGAGCCCCUCCUCCUGUCCUUGGCACCUUUGGAGUGACUUUUUCCCCUUGGGACAAGAGUUCGAGGGAAAUCUCAACCUUGGGGACCUCCUCCCCGCUUUGUCCAGAAUUCCUUUUGGCCUCCUCCUCCCCCAGCGCUACACUUUAACAAGAGGCAUCUGUUCACCGUUGCAAGCUUUUCUUGAAUUAAGGUCAAACCAUUAUCAUUUCCAUCUGGGUGUCUUCAUGUUCCUUUUCAUUCUAUACCCCGGCAUCUCCUUCACUGCAGCGUGUGCCCUGGCAUUUUGGAGAAGGAAAGGUAGAAGUCUUCUGUUCAGCGCGCUCAGGAUUGCUGCUUCCAAGGCUCCUGUUCCCUGUGCCCACAUUGCUGCUUCAGUGGAAGUAAAAGAAACACACCCCUCCUCACUUACGAUAGAGAAAUCCCCUACAGUUGCGUUAACUGC
Molecule: messenger RNA, 3259 nt
Organism: Phyllostomus discolor (pale spear-nosed bat)
Lineage: Eukaryota; Metazoa; Chordata; Mammalia; Chiroptera; Phyllostomidae
Gene: GDAP2
Product: ganglioside induced differentiation associated protein 2
Source: RefSeq, a predicted model, not a curated record